Molecule: messenger RNA, 997 nt
Organism: Suillus plorans
Lineage: Eukaryota; Fungi; Basidiomycota; Agaricomycetes; Boletales; Suillaceae
Exons: 5
Coding region: 102-656 (184 amino acids)
Source: RefSeq, a predicted model, not a curated record
AUCCGGAACCCUCCAUCUCUCUCUUCUCCUACUUUCAUCGCUUCCCCUUCCGCGUAUACCCCGACCCUCCUUACAAACACCACAACACGCGAAUUCACAAUAUGUUCGCUACACUCUUUUCAGUCACUCUCUUUGUCGCACUUGCCAUCCAAGGCGUAUUUGCUGACCUUACGAUUGACACUCCCAGCCUCACUCAGUGUGGAAGUGUUCAAAUCACUUGGACAGCGUCAAGCCCUCCCUACAGCCUUCUUGUAGCUCCCGCAGAUGAUCUCUGUGGCGAGGCCCUCGUUGACCUUGGUCAACAGACCGGUCUUUCAUAUCAAUGGAACGUCGCCCUUGCUGCCGGUACUGCAAUUGUCCUUUUCAUCGAGGAUUCCCAGGGAAAUGAGGCUUGGAGUGGAACUAUGACGGUGGCAGCUAGCAGUGACUCGUCAUGCCUGACCAGCACCACCUCAUCUCAUAAUGCAUCUGCCGUUUCUGGCACGCUGCUCACAACCCCUGCCGCAGCUGCUGAAUCCACAACUUCUCCAUACUCUCCCGCUGGCGCUGCUAAUGCGGGUCUUGCUCCCUCCGGCGGUGCCUUGUCCAUCCGCCCUCUCAGCGCUUUGACCUCCGUUGGUUCUGGACUUUUGGCCCUUUUUGCAUUAGCUCUAUAACAGCCUUGAUACCCAUCCGUUUACGACGGGUGAUACCCCGCUGGCUGAUUUAUUCAAAUUUACAAUUAUCCUGGCGAUAUCACGAAUAUAUUUAUCUUAGACACGUCCUUCCACGCACGGAGCUGGAUUUUCUUUCCUUUCUUUUUUGAUUGGUGAUUUAUAGUAGAUGCUCGAAGUAUUGCUACUAUUUCACUAGACGCGAUGAGUUUCAUAUCUUGGUCGACUGUAAUUUGGAAUCAAUCUUGUAUUAUGUUUCUGUGGGCCAUUUGAGGUCUUGGGAGGCCCGUCUGAGUCUAGUUCGAAAUCACAUGUUUGGAACCUGACCGGGUUUCACUACAAAC